UGGUUCUUCUCCACCGUUUUUAGUUUAGUUCAUUUAACACCGUUUUACCCGAAGUCUGCUUCUACCAACAGGUGGCGCCAUUUAUCUCAGUUGAAGCCUGAAGCCAAGAGAAGAGAUGUCAAUCAAAAUGUAAGGCCGUUCAUUGGCUGUUGGUCGAAUAAGAACCGCCCCUUUAUUCUGAUGACAUGUGAAGAAGACCAAUGAGCUGUGACAUUCAGGUUCAUAAACCCCGAGGGGGGGGGGGGGCCAGCUCCACAAAGUUUCCAGCUGCGGCGCGAGGCUUGUUACAAAUAUCAGGUGCCGACCUUUCAAGUGUUGCAUUGUUCACCUUCUUCCAGUUCUCUUGAAAAAAAAGUUUAAAACGCACUUAUAUCAGUGCACUAACAUGGAGGAGAGACGAAUAACACACGACGAUGAGGUGGAGGUGCAGUCACAUGUUGCAAGCGGAGGAUUGUCGUCUUAUGAACUGGAGCGUCUGGAAAACAUCAGACAGAAUCAAGUUUUUCUGUCAUCUAUCAAAUUGUUCGAGGCAACUGAGGAGUUGAGGCAGUUGAACCGGCCAAAGCCAUCACAGAGGCGUCUCGUGAGGACGAAGUCUGCUGUAAAAGAAACGCUGCUGCCUCGCAAAUCCCUUCGUCUCCAACAUAAAGAGCCAGAGACGCUGACGCUUCCUUCUGAACUCGGGGCGCUGCUGGUCACGCCAAGGAAACCUCCUGGUCCUCUGCCCCUGGAGCCAGUCAACAUGGAAGAGGGAAGCAAGCUGCCGUCACAACUUCUGGAGCUCUGGUCUGAGGGUUCAACAGAAGAAAGAAAAACGUGGCUUGAUCUGAACGAGUACAGCUCGGCCCUGAAGAGCAUGAGGGCCACUGAGGGCCGAGUGGAGACGGAGCGCAUCUUCUCCGCUGCCUUCCACCCCUGUGCCAGCAGCCUGUUGAUGGCCACCGGAGACAAACUGGGGAAAGUCGGACUCUGGAAGUUGGGUGGUGACUGGGGCGACGGCGGCGCGCUGCUCUUCGAGCCCCACACCGGUCCAGUGAGCUGCAUGGCGUUCUCCAGGGCUCAGCCCACCCAGCUGCUGAGCCUCAGCUACGACGGAUCUCUACGCUGCAUGGAAGUGGAGAAGGCCGUUUUUCAUGACGUGUACGGCUCCACCGUUGGCCUGAGAACAUUUGACUUCAUGUCCCACGACUGCUUCACACUCGUCGUUGGGAACUGUUUGGGAGAUGUCGCCAUCGUCGAUCGACGGACCCCGGGAAACACCCACGAGUCCCUCCACUUACUGGACCCCAAGACUCUGCGAUGUGUUAGUGUCCACCCUUCACAGAAGCACUACUUUGCCGUUGCAGGAAGCAAGGUCGUGAAUAUUUACGACUCCAGAUAUCUGAAAAAGACUCGCUGCCGGGCCAUCUCCCGGCUGCACGGACACUCUUCAAGCAUAACGAGCGCUUAUUUCUCCCCCUGCACCGGCAACCGAGUUCUCACCACCUGUCUGGAUGACCACAUACGGAUAUACGACACGGCUGCAAGGACGACAACAUCCCCCUUAGUGACAUCCAUCAGACACAACAUGCAGACUUUGCUGGCCAAGCCAUCGGCCGUGUGGGACCCCAAGCGGGAGGACUGCUUCGUGGUGGGCGGCGUGUUUCACAGUCACAUGGCGCUGGCGUUCCACGAAAGCGGCGAGCUGCAGCACUCCUUCAUCGACCGCGAGGACCUCCACGAGGUGCUGUCGGCCAUCGCCAUCCACCCGACCAGGAACGCCUUCCUGGGCUGCGCUGCGUCGGGGCGCCUGCACGUCUUCUCCGACUGAGAUGAACGGAAUAUCGUUCGGAGACGUGUUUUAGUUUGCCUUCGUUAAGGAUGGAAGAACGAGGUCGGAAAUGUUUUUUUUAAUUUGUUUUUUUUACACGAGUCAAAGUUCGCAGUGUAGAUGGAUAUCGGUCGUUACCAUUGUCUCUUAUUUGUUUGCUCUGGAUCUCCACAUCGCUUUAAGAGUGUUGUCAUGGUUACAAUACAAACUAUACAAUAUUCACCUUUUUCAGUCUCAAGUCUGCCGUGUGUGGAAGGAGCAUGUGACUGAGCAGCGGUGCCUGGAUAACUAGAGGUCUGGACUUUUGAAGCCAAUUCCGUCUAGAUUUGGAUUCCUGUUUUGGGGUUUUGUCUCACUGGAAAGUUCAUCUUAAGUUCGUAGUUCUCAGAUUUAUUUGUGCUUUUCUGCAUCAAAGCUACGUUUGCUCAUCUUUUUGUUGAAUUUGUUGAAACUCAAUAUAUUCCGACAGCAAUCGAGAAAUCAACGUUUCACUGCAGCCGUCUCGUGUCUCUGUGGCCGAGCUGCAGGCUGCAAAGAAUAACUGAUUGACUGAAGGACUGUGUUGACUUUUUAUGUUCUCAUAUCUGCUUAUUGCUGUUUAUUACUCCAAAUGUUCAAAAAAGUGUAUUGAUUGAUCCUUGUUUUUUUCAUAUUUUAUUUUGUAAAUUUUAGUUGACUGAAUAAAAAUAUUUGAUUUACACUAAA
Molecule: messenger RNA, 2515 nt
Organism: Pseudoliparis swirei
Lineage: Eukaryota; Metazoa; Chordata; Actinopteri; Perciformes; Liparidae
Gene: wdr76
Product: WD repeat domain 76
Exons: 14
Coding region: 386-1810 (474 amino acids)
Biological process (GO): regulation of DNA damage checkpoint
Cellular component (GO): nucleus
Molecular function (GO): protein binding; DNA binding
Source: RefSeq, a predicted model, not a curated record